AUGAUGUUCCCGUCCAAUGCAAUUAAAAAGAUAUCUGCCAUCUUCAGUACUCAGCGCGAGCUGUACCCGUCCACAAUGACAGUGGACGAGGCGAGGAAACACCCGAAGAAGUACUCAGGGUAUCCCGAGCUCGUAAAAUAUCUAGCCUCCGGCGAGAACCUGCCUAUCGUGCGACGAUUCGACAGGCUGACACUCCGUGCAAUUCUCCGUCUCCAGGACGAAAUCACCAAGAUCGAGGAGCAAAUCGAUGCCAUCGACAAGAGUCAGAUGUCAAUAGAGGUCCCUGAGGAAACCAACAAUGGGACCUUUCGUGCUGACCCAGUGCCAGAACGGGACCGUCUUCUGCAAGAUGCACACGAAAAGCUUGAGCGUUACCAUUGCUUCGUUCACAAGUACAGCAAGUUGAGGUCUUGCGUUGAGUCUAAUGUUGAGCCCGAUGACAGCGCUAUCAGAAACUUCCGUGGUUGGAUUGACAACAACUCGCGGUGGGAUAUGAUUGAAGGAGAAGAAAGGCUUAUAGAUAUACCAAUUAACAACGAGGAGAUGCAGUUUCUAAACAGCCCAGAUCUCUUCCGUAUCGUGCCCGACCAGCGCAGCCCCCUCCGCAAGUUCCUGGCUCGAUGGAAAGCGUUUCGCCAGUCAAAAGUGUGGCACAAGGAGAUUCCCGCCUCGCUGGUUCCAGUGCCUGAUGAUGGGACGUUGCUACUUACAGAUGAUGUGAAGCUAUUGACAUUCGAGAAGGUGCUGAGUGGCCUCAUUGGGAUUGCCAUGCUGGUCUCGCCGAUAUGGGUGCUUGCAUCUGUUGAUGGCUUCUAUGCUGAGUUUGGCAUUGUUACUGCCUUUCUUUGCGCCUUUACCUUUAUUGUCUGGGCUGGCACGACGCUUAGGCCAUUUGAAGCUCUCGCAGUACCGGCUGGAUAUGCUACUUUUCUAGUACUGAUCCUGCUGGUAAAGAAGGGGAGUGCCUAA
Messenger RNA from Aspergillus puulaauensis, 969 nucleotides. RefSeq lists its product as uncharacterized. NCBI's taxonomy places the organism in Eukaryota, Fungi, Ascomycota, Eurotiomycetes, Eurotiales, Aspergillaceae. The record is from RefSeq and is a predicted model, not a curated record. The transcript has 4 exons. The coding region runs from base 1 to 969 and encodes 322 amino acids.